Molecule: messenger RNA, 1513 nt
Organism: Erythranthe guttata (spotted monkey flower)
Lineage: Eukaryota; Viridiplantae; Streptophyta; Magnoliopsida; Lamiales; Phrymaceae
Gene: CHIA
Product: chitinase A
Biological process (GO): carbohydrate metabolic process
Cellular component (GO): extracellular region
Molecular function (GO): chitinase activity
Source: RefSeq, a predicted model, not a curated record
AUAUUCCCCAUUUCACGGCCAUUACAAUAAUUUAAUUGGUCUACAUUAACUUUUUUUACAUUAAAUUAAACUGUUUUCUAAUAGAAAUGGAAUAAAUAUUUCAAAAAACCUCAGAACUUGUAUAAAUAACGAAGAUUCUUCAAUAAGUUACAAAUCCACACCAAAAAUGGAAACUAAACGUGAACUCAUACCUCCGGUGAUCCUUCUCCUCCUCCUUCAGUCCUUCCUCCACACUACCGCCGCUAGCGGCAUCGCAGUCUAUUGGGGCCAGAACGGCAACGAAGGCACCCUCGCACAAACCUGCGCCACCGGCAGAUUCUCCUACGUCAACAUCGCCUUCCUCAACAAAUUCGGCGGCGGCCAAACCCCCGAACUCAACCUCGCCGGCCACUGCAACCCAUCCACCAACUCCUGCCGCGUCGUCAGCGACGGAAUCCGCGCCUGCCAGAGCCGCGGCAUCAAGGUCAUGCUCUCCAUCGGUGGAGGCAUCGGUAACUACUCUCUCUCCUCCACACAAGACGCCCGAGAUUUCUCUCUCUACUUGUGGCACAAUUUCCUCGGCGGCGGAGGAGGAUCCGCCGCCAGGCCUCUCGGAGACGCUGUUCUGGACGGCAUAGACUUCGAUAUCGAGCUCGGAUCGCCUCUAUACUACGACGAUCUCGUUAAAUUUUUGAAACGGUUCAGUAGAAGAGGGAGGAAAGUGUACGUGACCGGUGCGCCGCAGUGCCCUUUCCCUGAUCGUCUAUUGGGGGCGGCGCUUAAUACGAGCCUAUUCGAUUAUGUUUGGGUACAGUUUUACAAUAACCCUCCAUGCCAGUACACUUCAGGAAAUACGGUUAAUUUGAAGAAUUCGUGGCUGCGUUGGACGAGUUCUGUUAAGGCUGGGAAGAUAUUCCUUGGACUUCCGGCGGCGCCUCAGGCCGCCGGGAGCGGCUUCAUCCCGGCGGAUGUGCUGACGGCGGAGAUUCUUCCGGUGAUUCGGAAAUCGAGGAAGUAUGGUGGGGUGAUGCUGUGGUCCAAGUAUUGGGAUGAUCGAAGUGGUUACAGUACUUCCAUUGUCAAAAGUGUGUGAUUUUAGGAAAAUUUGUUUAUUAAUUAUUAUUUUUUUUUCGCUGAAGAAUAAAAAAUAAAAUAGGGGGAAAUAAAUGAAUUAUAUUUUAACAUUUAAUAUAAAUAAUCAAACAUAUUAAGAGACUUUUACCUCUUCAAUUUACUUUGUUUACGACUUUGACUAGCUUAUUGGUGUUCUGUAUUUGACUGAAUUAAUGGUAGUAAAGUCAGAAGCGUUAUUUGUGGAUGAUUAUUAAUUUAUUAUUAAAUAUUAAAUAAUUUUAUCAUUGACAAUGACACUGGUUGAAGAUAUCUAAUCCAAAUCUCCUUUUUAUAAUGAUCCUUAGAGAAAAGGUCGCUUUUAUUUAUGAGAGAAUAAAUUAUAAUUUAAUUUCAUUCAACUAACAAAUUCAAGUCCAAAGAACUAGGUGAGAUUAGAUCCAAGUAAAAAACAUUGGGAAAA